Schistocerca piceifrons (Central American locust) is the source of this 2005-nucleotide messenger RNA. RefSeq names its product high affinity copper uptake protein 1-like. Gene Ontology annotation, molecular function: copper ion transmembrane transporter activity. The transcript is spliced from 4 exons. Gene Ontology annotation, cellular component: membrane. Bases 242 to 874 code for a protein of 210 amino acids. Gene Ontology annotation, biological process: copper ion transmembrane transport. Lineage: Eukaryota; Metazoa; Arthropoda; Insecta; Orthoptera; Acrididae. The record is from RefSeq and is a predicted model, not a curated record.
AAACAACUUGAGCUCACAGGAUAGCAGUAAGCAGUACGUUCUGGCGUUGGUAUGCAGUCGUUGUGCCAUGCCCAUAACGCCUUUCUUCUGUAGAAUAUCGCUGUACUCCCAGCCUACACAGUUGAAGCAAGAUCGGAGCUGUAGGGAAGAGAUCUGCUACAUGUAAACUGUGCCUGCUUCCAGUGUAGCGAGCGAUGAGGUUGUAACAGCCUGGUGUUAAAAGUGUGUCAAGGAGCAGCCGAUGUCGCAUCACCUGGAUCUCGAGCACCACCAUCACCACCACCACAACCACCACCAAGGUGGCGACGAGACCACCCCCUUGCCGGCAUCGCCAGAGGGCGACCACGGCGCAAGCCACCAUGGGGAAGGCCACCAGGGGCACCACGGGGGCUCGAUGCACUCGAUGGUGAUGCACGGGGGCUACAGCGAGACGGUGCUCUUCUCGUGGUGGGUCAUCGACUCGCCGACCAGCUUGGUGGCGUCGGUGUUGGGCACGGCGCUGCUGGCAGCUGUGUUCGAGGGCCUCAAGUACUACCGCGAAUAUCUCUUCUGGCGGAGCGUGACGGCAGCCUCGGGCCCGGAGCGCGGGGCACUGCCGCUGCUACCCGUAGAUGGCGCCGCCGACGCAGACGCGCUACCCAGGAGUCGGUCCACCGUGUCCGUGCGCAGGGCCAGCGGCAUGCUCGAUCGGCUGCACCUCAUCCAGACCGUGCUGCAGGCGCUCCAGCUGCUGCUCUCCUACGCACUCAUGCUCAUCUUCAUGACCAUGAACGUCUGGCUCUGCUUCGCGAUCCUGGUCGGCGACUGCCUCGGCUUCUUCCUCUUCGCCUGGAAGAGACCCACUGUCAUAGAGACCAUGGACACGUGCCACUAGGCUUGCUACAACACAAACAGUCGAUUCCGGACUUCUCAUCUACUGAACUCCUGUGUAGUGUCUCCCUUGAAGACGAAACUCCCAUUUCGUUGAUCCUGCAAUCAGCAGUGUGUCGAAUGGAAAAGAACUGCUGGAUGCUGGACACUUGUCAAUAGGGUACAGCCAUCCCAGUCCAUUUGCAAUUAGCUUAAUACCACAGUCAGUUCUGUGAUUCUUACACAGUUUUUUUUCUGAAGACGAAACUCCUCUUAUCUGGAUGCUGCAACCAGAUCUGCUUCGAAUGGAAGAGAACUGUUAUCUUCGAGCCCACGACUACUUGGCCCUAGGCUAUGUGCUCCCCGGACAUUAAAUUACACAUCAAAUAAAAGAUGCAUAUUGUCAUAGGGGCCAGUGAUACCUGCCACUAGCCUACAAGCUACCCAUUGCACGUGGAGAAGGCUUGCUGUCUCGCGACUGUGUUCUCGUCUUCUCAUGGACAGAAACCUUGAAGAAAAACUGUUUAUUGACCUUGCACACAGCGUUACUUCGAAUGGGAGACACCUACUGUGAUAUAGACCACGGACACUUACCACUAGUUUGCAGCUAGCUUGGUGGACAUACAAGAAGUUUACUAUCACGCAGAUGUUACUUUCUGGGGAUCUCACUUGAAAAAUGCCUAUGUAUUUUCUCACCUGAAGACGAUGCUCCAGUUUUGAUAUUCCUGCACCCAACUUUAUUUGAAGGAGAACUACUGUCUUCGUGAAGAUGGACAUUUGGCUCCAAGAUAGAGAUGCACAAUGCUCCUACGAGAAUCUUGUCCUGAAAAUUAAACUCCUGUUUUUCUUGUGCUGCUCCAGUUUUAUAUGGAAUGGAAGAUACCUAUUGUCAUAGAGGCAGUGGACACAUACCCAGUUUGCCUGCAAGUGGCUUGCUAUCAUACAGACAGUUGAUUCUGUGCAGCUUCUCGCUCGAAGAUGCAACCCUUGUUUUGCUUCUGCUACACUGAACUUUUUAGGAAUCGAUAACCUGUAUAUAAUUACGCUCUCAGCGCUGAAGAACGUCGGUGGCUGCGAAAACUUUUCGCCCUCCACCGAAAUCAGGUCAGCGUCACCGUUGGGAUAUUUUGUUGUACAUGUUAAAACCUGUAUAAUU